CGGCACAGGCGCUGCAGAUGCUGAGCACUGCCUACACGGCGCUAUUGACGAAGCAGCACCACAUACGUAAUCAGUCGAGCCAUAUAAUCACCCUCAGUUCGUCUGCGCAGUCGCUGUCGCAUCUAUGACUCGCACACCAUGUGCUCUCUCAUUUGCUGAGUGCCAAUAAAAACCGGCCAUGAGGCGGUGGGCCGCAAGCGUACUGCUACUGCUCCUGGCCAGCCCGACGCGCCCGCUCGACGUCGGUCGCCGCGACUUCCUGACCACAAUAAGCGCGGCCACGCAAUCACAGACGUGGACGCCGACCGCGUUGGAGAAGCUAACCCUUGCAAGUGCCGCCCAACUCGAUCAGCUACCAUUCGCGCGCUAUCCCGACCCGAUACUACGGCUCGAAGCGAAGCCGGUCCGGCGCUUCGACGCCGCGCUCGCGAAGACGGUCGCGCUGCUGCGCGCGGCGGCGCGGCGCCACGGCGCGCAGGGCCUGGCGGCGACGCAGUGCGGCGUCGACGCGGCGAUUGUAUUACUCGGCGACGAGGCCUUCGUGAACCCCCGCAUCGUCGAGCGGUCGCCCGAGGCCCGUCUACGAUGCUGGACGGAGCGGUGCCUCGCGCUGCCGCCGGACGUCCGCGUGGAGACGCUCCGCGACGAGACGUUGACAGUCGCGGCCACCACGGCCGCGGGCGUUCCCUUCACGACGACGCUGACCGGCGCGGCGGCGCGCCAGUUCUCCCACGAGUACGACCACGCGCGGGGCGUCCUCAUCAUCGACCACGCCUACGAUGCUGUUGCGUCGACGGCGUUCCCGGCCAUGGCGCGGCUCGAGGAGCCGUUCCACACGGAGCGACGACGGCGCGCCUGGGACCGAGCCUAACGUUGUAUGUGUUG
Pelagomonas calceolata is the source of this 885-nucleotide messenger RNA. The record is from the annotation of a GenBank genome assembly. NCBI's taxonomy places the organism in Eukaryota, Pelagophyceae, Pelagomonadales, Pelagomonadaceae.